Achroia grisella is the source of this 487-nucleotide messenger RNA. It is a transcript of the gene Uccr, whose product is annotated as cytochrome b-c1 complex subunit 7-like. The coding region runs from base 118 to 444 and encodes 108 amino acids. The transcript has 3 exons. Gene Ontology annotation, biological process: mitochondrial electron transport, ubiquinol to cytochrome c. The record is from RefSeq and is a predicted model, not a curated record. NCBI's taxonomy places the organism in Eukaryota, Metazoa, Arthropoda, Insecta, Lepidoptera, Pyralidae.
CAAUUGUCACUCAGAUUGUCAAUUAAACAUUUUUUUUCAGCACAAAUCGUGAAACUGAAAGAAAAUUAUAUUGCUCUUCUAAUUAUCAAUAUAUCCAUAAUUUAUUCAUAAAUAAAAAUGGCAUUCAGAACAACUGCCAUCGUACAUAGCAGCUUGAAAAGAUGGGCAUAUAAUUUAUCGGGAUUCAAUAAGUAUGGUCUGCUCCGUGAUGACUGCUUGUAUGAAACUGAAGAUGUGAAGGAAGCACUGCGUCGUCUUCCUGACAAUUUAGUUGAUGAGCGCAAUUUUCGCAUUGUCCGAGCUGUCCAACUCUCCAUACAGAAGACCAUUCUGCCUAAAGAAGAGUGGACCAAAUAUGAUGAAGAUAAGCUUUACCUCAGCCCAAUUGUAGAACAGGUCAAAAAGGAGCGCAUAGAGCGUGAGAAUUGGGAAAAGGACUACUAAACUCCUCAUACAGUUAUUAUUUAAAAAUGUUUAAAUUAAAAUA